AUGUCCACUUCAACUCUGCCCAUCAUCGAUCUCGACAUAUAUCUUGGCGAGUCACAGUCCGACCCCAGGGUUCUAACUGAAUGCUCAAAAGCAGCUGACGCCUUGAUCGCCUACGGCGCCCUCAUUUUACACGAUUCACGCGUUUCUGAGGCCGACAAUUCCAGCUUCCUGGAUUUGAUGGAGGACUAUUUUGCGCAACCAACUUCAUUGCUCAAGCAGGAUGAACGGCCAGAACUCGGGUAUCAGAUCGGUGUCACUCUGGAGAAUACAGAAAAACCCAAGUGCGCGGUCGACGAACCUUGCUUGAGGGUAAUCGAGCGCCUGGAACCAGCAGAACGCCCCUUGGAUGUUUCAGGACAUCAACCCGACCCCAAGUGCCGGUUCUUCUGGAGAAUGGGCGAUACUCCACCGUAUGAAACGGCAUUUCCCUCCCUGAACGCAUCAAAUAUCGUCCCUGAAGCUCCUGCCCUCAAAGAGCGGUGGACUCCAGUCAUGGAGAAGUGGGGGAAAUCAAUGAAAACAGCCGUAGAAGAUCUCACCGAAAUGAUUGCUCUCGGGCUCGGUCUCCCGCGAUCUACUUUCCGAGAGGCCGGCAAGUAUGGUCCCCAUUUACUCGCGCCAACGGCAUCCGAUCUCGUCAAAUACGGGCAUAAAGAUACGAUUCUCGCGGGAUUCCACACCGACUUGAACUUCUUGACUAUUCACGGUCGCAGUCGCUAUCCCGGACUACAUAUAUGGGCCCGCAAUACCGGCAAACGCAUCGCGGUCAGAUUUCCUGAGCCUGUAACAGGUCGCUAUCUAUUGGUGCAAGCCGGCAAACAAAUAGAACACAUCAGUGGCGGAUUGAUCAAGGCCGGUUAUCACGAGGUCGUUGUCAACGAGUCCACAAUCGAGACUUUAAAUUAUCGGAAGCUCAGGGUUCCUGACCGCCCACUCAUACGCAUCUCGUCCACGUUUUUCUGGCAUCUCUCGUCUGACUGGGAUCUCAGUCCUAUUUCUCUACUUGUGGAUAAAGCUCGAGUUAUGCAAGCGGAUGCGAUCAAUAUAGGCAAGGAGGAGGAGGAUCACGCCGUAUACCAACCGAUGAAAGUGGGCCAACAGGUGCAGAAUGAGCUGAGGCACAUUGCUCUUAUGGCUUAACCAAGCGAAUGGGUUCACUCGUGAAGGAGCCGACACCAUCAUCUGACUGAUGACGGCGUUUGUGCAUGCGACAUGAAUCGUUCCUUUACGGCUUCUGAACCUGAUUUCAUGAACCCGCUUUCAGGCUUCCUUUGCACAGCCCUUUAUUUGCCGAGCAUUCGUGCUAGCAUAUAUGCGUAGUAGCGGCCUGUCGCGUAUCACACGCUCACACCUUCAUCCUAGCAUAUGGCAAUGUUAUUCAG
Messenger RNA from Punctularia strigosozonata HHB-11173 SS5, 1382 nucleotides. Its product is annotated as Clavaminate synthase-like protein. The record is from RefSeq and is a predicted model, not a curated record. The transcript is spliced from 5 exons. Bases 1 to 1140 code for a protein of 379 amino acids. NCBI's taxonomy places the organism in Eukaryota, Fungi, Basidiomycota, Agaricomycetes, Corticiales, Punctulariaceae. Gene Ontology annotation, molecular function: dioxygenase activity.